This is a messenger RNA of Rosa rugosa (rugosa rose), 816 nucleotides long. Its product is annotated as histone deacetylase complex subunit SAP18-like. The transcript is spliced from 6 exons. Lineage: Eukaryota; Viridiplantae; Streptophyta; Magnoliopsida; Rosales; Rosaceae. Gene Ontology annotation, cellular component: nucleus. The record is from RefSeq and is a predicted model, not a curated record. Gene Ontology annotation, biological process: negative regulation of DNA-templated transcription. Gene Ontology annotation, molecular function: transcription corepressor activity; transcription factor binding. Bases 30 to 545 code for a protein of 171 amino acids.
AGAAAGCAAAGCAAAGCAAGGGUUUAAGAAUGGAGAGGAGAAGCAGAGACGAAAAGAUGGGCGGAGGAGGAGGAGGACCUGGUCCCCGAGGUGGCCCACCCGGUCGACCUCUCCCUCCCCCUCCUCCCCUUCCUCAGUCCCGCGGCCCACCUCCCCCGCCGCCCCGCCGCUUCGAACCAGUCGACCGUGAAAAGACUUGCCCUUUGUUGCUUCGGGUCUUCACUAAGAUUGGAGGUCAUCACAAUCAGGAGGACUUUGCAGUGAGAGGCAAAGAACCCAAAGAUGAGGUUCAGAUUUAUACAUGGAAAGAUGCCACACUACGCGAACUAACUGAUCUUGUCAAGGAGAUUGCCCCAGCGGCUAGGAGAAGAAAUGCAAAACUGUCAUUUGCUUUUGUAUACCCUGACAAGGGUGGUCGUUUUGUCUUGAAACAGGCGGGGAUAACACAUGCUUAUGGAAACAUGGGGAGACGUCUAGAUGACAGCAAGUCCUUGAAUGAGCUCAAGUUCCAGAUUGGAGAUUAUUUGGAUGUGGCAGUCCUAUAGAGGAAGAUGGUUUUCACUGCAUUAGUUCUGAUUGGUUCAGUCGCAACAUCUCAGAUAGAUCGAGUCAGAAGUAGCCCGUCAUGUUUUGGCCCAUUUGAGUUGAUGCUGAUUUUCAUGGGCAUGUAUCAAUAACUAAAAUUACUCGAUUUGCUCCUUACUCAACUGCCAUUUGAACCUGGUCUGUAUGUAAUGUAGGAAUGAUGUUAAACACUCCAGAAGACGUGCUCCGAUCUUAAUGUUUCUUUUUACCAGAUGAAAGAGCAUUUUAUUA